Molecule: messenger RNA, 1803 nt
Organism: Phragmites australis (common reed)
Lineage: Eukaryota; Viridiplantae; Streptophyta; Magnoliopsida; Poales; Poaceae
Product: purple acid phosphatase 2-like
Exons: 3
Coding region: 55-1491 (478 amino acids)
Molecular function (GO): acid phosphatase activity; metal ion binding
Source: RefSeq, a predicted model, not a curated record
GCAACGGCGGCAUGCAUACAAGGCUAACUGCGAACGGCGAGCUACCUGGUCACCAUGCAUAUGGAGGCUCGCAUUUGGCGGCGUCGUGUGGCCGCUGCACUCGCGCUCGCCGUGCUCCUCGCCGUCGCCGAGGCGCACCCGCGCGGGGUGACGAGCAAGUACCGGCGGAAGCUGGAGGCCUCCGAGGACAUGCCGCUCGACGCGGACGUCUUCGCGGUGCCGCCGGGCCGCAACGCGCCGCAGCAGGUGCACAUCACGCUGGGGGACCAGGCAGGCACUGCCAUGACCGUGUCCUGGGUCACCAUGGAGGACGUCGGGAACAGCACCGUCAUGUACGGCUGUGCCAUGGACAAGCUCGACCUCGCCGCCGUGGGCACCCACACGCGCUACAAGUACUACAACUACACCUCCGGAUUCAUCCACCACUGCACGCUCACCAAUCUCGAGCAUGGGACCAAGUACUACUACGCGAUGGGGUUCGGCGACACGGUGCGGACGUUCUGCUUCACGACGCCUCCCAAGCCUGCGCCUGAUGUGCCGCUCCGUCUGGGCCUCAUCGGCGACCUGGGACAGACGGCGGACUCCAACAGCACGCUGACACACUACGAGCAGCACCCCGGCGACGCCGUGCUCUUCGUUGGCGACCUGUCCUACGCCGACAAGCACCCCUUCCACGACAACAAUCGGUGGGACACGUGGGGCCGCUUCUCCGAGCGCAUCAUCGCCUACCAGCCAUGGAUCUGGACCACCGGCAACCACGAGAUCGACUACGCGCCGGAGCUCGGUGAGCUGAUGCCGUUCAAGCCGUUCACCCACCGUUACCCGACGCCGUACCGGUCGAGCGAGUCGUCGGAGCCGUACUGGUACUCGGUGAAGCUGGCAUCGGCACACAUCAUCGUGCUGUCCUCCUACUCCGGGUUCGGCAAGUACACGCCACAGUUCAAGUGGCUCGAGGCGGAGCUGAAGCGCGUCAACCGCAGCGAGACGCCGUGGCUCUUCAUCGCCUCCCACGCGCCGUGGUACAACAGCAACAACUUCCACUACAUGGAGGGUGAGCCCAUGCGCGUGCAGUUCGAGAAGAUGGCCAUCGACGCCCGCGUCGACAUCGUCUUCGCCGGCCACGUCCACGCCUACGAGCGCAGCCACCGCUUCUCCAACAUCAGGUACAACAUCACCGACGGCAAGUGCACGCCCGUCGCCGACCGCCGCGCGCCAGUCUACAUCACCAUCGGCGACGGCGGCAACAUCGAGGGCCUCGCCGACGAGCUGACGUGGCCGCAGCCGGCCUACUCGGCGUUCCGGGAGUCCAGCUUUGGCCACGCCGUGCUCGACAUCAAGAACCGCACCCACGCCUACUACGCCUGGUACCGCAACCACGACGGCAACAAGGUCGCCGCCGACACCAUGUGGUUCACCAAUCGCUACCACAUGCCCAACCACGACGAGUCUCUCUCCGCCGCAACCGCCAGCGCCAAGGCCGCCAAUGCAUGAUCAGAUCCAUCGUGUCCUCCUGCUAGGUUCCGCCCGAGUCAUGCAGGAUUGUGCUUGCUAAUAAGGCCACUAUAUAUUGUUGCCAUGGACAUGGAUGUAUUUAACUCUAUGCGUGUGGCACAUAUCAUGCAUAUACGAGCUGGCUAGUUCGGUAUAAUAUGAUACUGAUACAGAUAAAUUAAAAAUAAACAGUUAAUGAGUGAACGAGGAGAGAAGCGAACGAGAGAGAGGAAGAGCUCGAGAGAAUGCGAGAGCCAACUCAAUUGUAUUUGUAUUGCUCAUAUGAAUUUAUACAAGUACAGUUCGUGUGAA